Sinocyclocheilus grahami is the source of this 905-nucleotide messenger RNA. RefSeq names its product CD209 antigen-like protein C. The record is from RefSeq and is a predicted model, not a curated record. The coding region runs from base 39 to 905 and encodes 288 amino acids. NCBI's taxonomy places the organism in Eukaryota, Metazoa, Chordata, Actinopteri, Cypriniformes, Cyprinidae. The transcript has 5 exons.
UCACAGAAUAUUAGUGUUGGACUUUAAAAAGAGCAGAGAUGGCUGAUACCAUUUAUGACAAUAUCAGGACUGAGACUGAGGGAAUGAAGAGAGAGAGAGUGGAGAUGAUAGUGGAUAUCUACGAGAGUGUAGAUCAUGUGAGAGAUCAUGACUUCAGGACAGAGACAAAAACACACCAACCACUUCAGCACACAGGGAGUGAUUCCGUUAAGAUCAGAAGCUCCAGAGCAGCUGUAGUGUGUUUGGUGCUGCUGUGUGUUCUUCUGCUGACUGCUGUCAUAGUGCUGGGUGUCCACAUCCAUACAAACAGCACAGACUACACAGAAGAGAUACUAACCAAGAUCACCAACCUCACAGAAGAGAGAGACCAGCUACUGAUCACGAUCAAAGAUUACAAAACAGAGAAAUACCAGUUAGUGAUCCAGAACAACAACCUGACAAUUGAAAAGAAAGAUUUAUUAUCCAAGCAUGAUUUUGUAAUGAAACAAAGAGAGCAGUUACAGCAGGAGAACAAUGUCCUGCGGAAACGUCUUCAUGAAGUGGAUGUUUUUUACUAUCAGUCCAGUCUUUACUUCAUUUCCUAUGAGAAGAAGAGCUGGACUGAGAGCAGACAAGACUGUAAGGAUAGAGGAGCAGAUCUGAUCAUCAUAAACAACAGAGAGGAACAAGGUCUUGUUAAGCAAUUGUCUGUUAGCACUUUUGUCUGGAUUGGUCUGACUGACAGUGAUGAAGAGGGCAGAUGGAAAUGGGUUGAUGGCAGCACACUGGCCUCUGGCUUCUGGGGGUCUGGAGAGCCCAAUGGACACAGAGGAGAAAACUGUGUUGUGUCUUAUGCAUCAUGGUGGUAUGAUUAUCCAUGUAAUAAUGCUUUUAAGUGGAUCUGUGAGAAAAACAUUUUAAAAUGA